Molecule: messenger RNA, 1047 nt
Organism: Colletotrichum truncatum
Lineage: Eukaryota; Fungi; Ascomycota; Sordariomycetes; Glomerellales; Glomerellaceae
Source: RefSeq, a predicted model, not a curated record
AUGAGUACCACUAUGAAAGCACUGGUCACCCAGGGUGACAAGACCGCUAAGGUUCAGGAGAUUCCCGUCCCCAAACCAGGUUCUGGCGAGAUCCUCGUCAAGGUCCAUUACGUCGCCCAGAACCCGACAGACUGGAAGUCUACUGCUGCAGCCAAGGAAGCUGGUCGAAUUGUUGGAUGCGACUUCGCUGGUAGCGUCGCCGACCCGAACGGCUCAUCUCUCAAGGAGGGCCAACGCGUUGCUGGCUGGGUCUUCGGUUGCAGCACUGACCCUCCACGCGGUGCAUUCGCUGAAUAUCUCGUGACCGAGAGCAGCUUGGUGUUUCCGGUUCCGGACUCUAUUACCGACUCCCAGGCCGCUGUCGUUUCUCUGGCCCUAGCAACAACAGUGCAGGCUUUGUUCCAGCGACUCGCACUGCCACCGCCAACGAGCCCGGCCUCGGAGCCUUUUCCAGUGUUGAUCAAUGGCGGCACGAGCAGUGUCGGCUUGUACGCUGUUCAGCUUGCGAAGAAGGCUGGUCUGCAAGUUAUCGCCACAGGAAGCAAGAAGAACCAUGAUUUGCUCAAGAGCCUGGGAGCCGACAUCGUGAUAGAUUACCGCGAUGCAGACUGGAUCGAGCAAGUCAAGAAGGCGGCAAACGACAACCUGCAAUACGCCUUUGACUGCAUCAGUGAAAUUGACACUACGAAGGCUGUGGUGCAGACAAUCUCUUCCAAGGGAGGACACGUCAUGUGCAUCCUCCCACGUAAGGCCGAUGAGGUCAACGCCCCCUCGUACGUGAAGGUCGAGAGCACUCUAGCAUACACCGUUUUCGGAAAGGCACUUCAAUACGGAGCUUUUGACAACAUCGACGGAGACAGAUCUGGAGAUAAGAAGUUUUGGGAGAACUACUUGCAAGUAGUACCAAAGUGGCUGGAAGAGGGAUAUGUUAAGCCAAAUCCCCCGAAGGAGUUCGGCGGCUUGGAAGAUAUCCCUAAAGGCUUUGAGUUGCAAGAGAAGGGAGGCGUAAGUGCAGAGAAACUUGUGUACAAGAUUGCUCAAGUUUGA